Messenger RNA from Saccostrea cuccullata (small rock oyster), 1811 nucleotides. Its product is annotated as tRNA (guanine(10)-N2)-methyltransferase homolog. NCBI's taxonomy places the organism in Eukaryota, Metazoa, Mollusca, Bivalvia, Ostreida, Ostreidae. The record is from RefSeq and is a predicted model, not a curated record. The transcript has 14 exons. Gene Ontology annotation, cellular component: cytoplasm. Bases 5 to 1429 code for a protein of 474 amino acids. Gene Ontology annotation, molecular function: nucleic acid binding; methyltransferase activity. Gene Ontology annotation, biological process: methylation.
AAUCAUGGCGGCCCCCAUGAAACACAACGCGAGUGCACUGUGUAGAACAUAUUUGCUCUAUUUUGCCAAUCAUCAUGUUGAUUUUAGGAUUUCUGAGUUGGUGGCCCUGGCUGAGAUGUUUGGAAUUGACUUGCCAACGGAGAGUUUGAAAACACAUGAUAAGGAGUGUCCUUUUCUCAACCUCACCUUGACAUCAGAAGUCCAGGCAAAACAGCUAGCAAGUAGAAGUGUGCUUAUCAAAUCAGUUAUAGAGUUAUGGGGCCAUGGAAACACACAAGAAGAUUUGUUUCAAGAUUUAAAGAAGUCCACAGAUUUAAUGGUGCCAUAUUUCUCUGAAAGUUCCUCGUUGAAAGUUAUUGUUGAUGGUUUCAAUAGGUCUUUACCACAAAAAUACAAAAUACAGAUCAUAGAGAAAUUAUUAACAGAUGAUGUUCUACCGUUUAAAGGGAGAAUCGAUCUUAAAAACCCGGAACAAAUCUAUUAUUACUUAGAAGACUUUGGGAGGCAGUCGAAAAAUGCCAAAGGAGACCCUCAGCAUAUCUACUUUGGUAGGUGGGUUGCAGAUGGGAACCGAGAUGAAAUUCAGAAUCAGCUUGUGACAAAAAGGUCCUUUAUUGGAAAUACUAGCAUGGAGGCAAGUCUUUCACUGCUCAUGGCCAAUUUGUCAAAAGUCCAGAAAAACAUGCUUGUGAUAGAUCCAUUUGUUGGAACAGGUAGCAUUCUAGUGCCAUGUGCAUACCAUAAAGCUUACGUCAUGGGAACAGAUAUCAAUUACUUACUUCUUCAUGCUAAAGCUAAGCCGAGCAGAUCUAACCAGAAGGAGAGAUCGCCCAAUGAGAGCAUCAGGAAUAACCUGGCAGAGUAUGGCCUGGAAUCUUAUUACUGUGAUAUCUUAGUCGCUGAUGCUUCCAAACACGCCAUGUGGAGGCAGCCAGAGAUAUUCGAUGCCAUCAUCACUGAUCCUCCUUAUGGGAUCAGGGAAGGGGCAAAGAAAGUUGGGAGAGAAGACCCCCAAGGAUCACUUACACCAGAUCAAAAAGUGGAUCACAUUCCACAGAAAGUGGACUAUGGUUUGUCCAACAUCUUUAAUGACCUUUUGAACUUUGGUUACAAAUUCCUGCUGCUUGGUGGCCGACUGACGUACUGGUUCCCUGUCCACAGAGCCGAUUACAAAGAGGAAAACAUUCCCCACCAUCCCUGCAUGAAGCUGAUGUCAAAUUGUGAACAGGUGUUGAACAAGAGGAUAUCAAGACGACUUAUCACCAUGGAAAAAUGUCAGCCAUAUAGGGAGGACCAGUAUUUGGCUAGUCAGACCAAUGUGGACCACUACCUCAAUGCCUCUUUCAGAGACAUGUAUUUCAAAGUGGCAGAAAAUGCACAGAAAUCUUCCAAGUCUGAGGAGAAUUUACAGACCAAUAAACCACCAUAAAAUUUCUCCAAGACCAUUAAACGAUUUAAAUUAAUGAGACUAUAGCUUUCUUCAAAAGCUUGCAGUACCAUGGAAUGGUGAAUGAUACCUGUGGAUUGCAUCAGGAAAAUGCAGUCUUGCUCACACCUUAGAGAUUCUCUGACAACUGAAAAUUUAGGGUUUGAUACUUUCUUUGAAAGAAAACCAUUGUACCUUGACAGAAAUAUCAACUUCAGUAAAUUGAUGUGUGGACCGUUUCCUGUGAACAUAAAUGCUUUUAUUUAAUGAGAUGCAGCAAGCUCACCAUCAUAAGAACUGGAUUCUUUGCAUGUAGGUUUCUGCUUUAUCUGAAGAAAAACCAGUUUGACAAAAAAAUAUUCACACAAUUCUUGUAAAAUCAUGU